Molecule: messenger RNA, 1732 nt
Organism: Scheffersomyces stipitis CBS 6054
Lineage: Eukaryota; Fungi; Ascomycota; Pichiomycetes; Serinales; Debaryomycetaceae
Gene: KIN3
Product: serine/threonine protein kinase
Exons: 1
Coding region: 31-1647 (538 amino acids)
Biological process (GO): chromosome segregation; protein phosphorylation
Cellular component (GO): cytoplasm; centrosome; nucleus
Molecular function (GO): protein kinase activity; ATP binding
Source: RefSeq, a predicted model, not a curated record
UGCAUAUUAUGAAAAAGUUGUAUAGAACCAAUGUCUUACACCAAUAUAAGUGAAGAGUACGAACCAUUGGAAGUUAUAGGCAAGGGAUCUUUCGGGACGGUGAGAAAGGUUCGGCUGAAGACUACCGGUAAGCUUCUCGUCAGAAAGGAAAUUGAGUAUACUUCAAUGAAUCCUCAGGAAAGAAACCAGCUCAUAUCAGAACUUAGAAUCCUUCGAGAACUAGACCAUCCCCAAAUCGUCAAGUAUUACCGUCAUGAUCAUAUUAUAGAAAAUAAGCUGAUCCAUAUUUACAUGGAAUAUUGUGAUGGAGGCGACCUUGCUCAGAUCAUCAAUAAUUUCAAAAAAAACAAAGAACAAGUUCCAGAGGAAUUUGUAUGGCAGGUAUUGGUUCAGAUUUUAUUGGCCCUUCAUCGAUGUCAUUACGGAAUAGAUGCAAAAAAAGUGAAUCUAUUCUCGAACUCAAGUGGAAUUGAGCCCAGCAUCAAUUCUGAGACUGUAGUGAUCCAUCGCGAUAUCAAACCAGACAAUAUUUUCAUUUUGAAUUCUGGGAAGUCUAUCAAAUUGGGUGAUUUUGGAUUGGCCAAAAUGUUGACAUCUCAGAACGAUUUUGCAAAGACAUAUGUGGGAACCCCCUACUACAUGUCGCCCGAAGUAUUGAUGGAUAAUCCAUACUCUCCAGUAUGUGAUAUCUGGUCUUUGGGUUGUGUUCUCUUCGAGCUUUGUACGCUUCAACCACCUUUUCAGGCGAAGACCCAUCUACAAUUGCAAACAAAGAUUAAACGAGGGAUCAUUCCUGAAGUUCCGGAAAUAUACUCGUCGCAACUAAGGUCUAUAAUAAAAGAAUGCAUUACAGUAGAGCCAGAGGCACGUCCCUCUUGUUUUGAAUUGUUAGAGACCUUAUCGAUCAAGUUCCUUAGAAAAGAAAUGGAGAUAAAAGAGACGAGUUCAAAUCUCAACGAAUUUCAGAAGCAAUUGCUUAAAAAAAAUGAUGAAUUGAAGAAAAAGGAAAGUUUUUUACUAAACUUGGAGGCUAAGAUAAUGAGGCAAAGGGAUGAAUUGGAAGACGAAUACGAAAACAUGCAAAUAAAAUGCAAUGCCCAAAAGAAGCUCCUCGAGGAAGAAUUAAUUGGUGAGUUCGAAAUGAGAAAACGAGCCAUGGAUUUGGAAGCAAAAGAGGUACGUUUGGGAUAUCAAAGAGAGUUCAGGUUGGUGGUAGAACAAGAAGUUCAACAGCGUGUCAAAGACAUCCUUGCCAAGCAACAAUACUCUUCUGAUCUCCGAAGAAAGUCUUCUGAUCCAACCUCCAAUUCGCCUAUUAAACAGCAAACUCCAACAUCGACGCCACAACUUAAGAGCCACUCAUAUCAUAACCAGCAGUAUUCGACUACUGAUCAACAAUUAUCGCCAUUAAAACCAAAGGGACCUAGAGAUUUAGAUGAUACUCAGAAGAGAGUACCUCUUAAAAACCGCAAUAAUGAUGACCAUGACCCUUAUUAUUCACAUCAGAUGAAGUCUCAAUCGCCUUCUAGAAAUGCUCAAGCUAUUUAUCAAAAACGGGUCACUGAUGAGUUUGAGAGAUUGAGCUUGGAAAGAAGACAAAUUCCUGAAAUUGAAGACUCUUAUUCUCGAAAGAAUUUUAGACACUAAAUACUGCAUUGAUUUUAUUCAUGGCUUCUCUGGGGAGGAUAUAGGGGCGACUAACGAUCGAAUAAUAUGAUUUCUUUUUUAAUAU